UUUUAUAUUAAAUAAUGUAAGUUUGAAUAUUCACAUCCAAACUGAAGAAAUUCAUUUUCUAGGGAAAUGACUUUAUGGACGAAAAAAUAAGUUUCAAAAACUGCAAUUCUGCAACAGUUAGUUAGCCUUAAGACCAGCGCAAAGGAAAUGCUUUAUCCCAUUAAUAGUAAAUUCCAUUUCUUAUAUAAGCAUACUUGUAAGUGAAAAACAUAACAAAGCAACACAAUAAAGGAAGAACCAAAGCUUUUAAAGCAGCUCGGUUAAUCUAUAUUGUAAUUUGUUUUAGACAAGAGAAAGUGUCUGAUCCAUGGCUGCAUCCAAAGAGUUUAUCAUAUGUUUCAUCUUAACACUUCUGUUGUGCACUUUCUUCAUGAGAGUCGAGUCUAGUGCUGCAGACAUCAGAGGAGGAUGUGGCAGCGGUGACGGUAGUUUUCGGGAAGAUAAUGAGCGGUGUGUAGAGAAGGUCAAAGAUGACGACGACGAUGACGACGUGGAUGAUGUUUUCAAAGUGAUUAAAAAGCUGAGGAUAUAUGCUUGAUCAUGGUUCAUCUUUUAAUUAAUUAUAUAUAGGGCUAUAUAUAUUCAUACAUUUUGUUCGUUUUAUUUUUAUUUUCUGAAGUUUGUUUCUCGUUUCUUUGUUCUUGUGAUUGACUCUUUUUUAUUUGUGUUAAUUAGUUUAACUUAUGUUUCAUUUUCCCAAUUAAGAGAAAAAUUGUGAUAUGAAAAACGUACUUUGUUUUUAA
Molecule: messenger RNA, 743 nt
Organism: Brassica napus (rape)
Lineage: Eukaryota; Viridiplantae; Streptophyta; Magnoliopsida; Brassicales; Brassicaceae
Product: protein RALF-like 17
Exons: 1
Coding region: 308-538 (76 amino acids)
Source: RefSeq, a predicted model, not a curated record